Messenger RNA from Photinus pyralis (common eastern firefly), 1317 nucleotides. RefSeq lists its product as uncharacterized. The record is from RefSeq and is a predicted model, not a curated record. The transcript has 4 exons. Lineage: Eukaryota; Metazoa; Arthropoda; Insecta; Coleoptera; Lampyridae. Bases 191 to 421 code for a protein of 76 amino acids.
CAACGACAGUUGCCAACCUGAAAUUGCCCCUAAAGAAAACCCAGGAUGCUCCAACAUGUACUAAUACAUAAAAUAAUACACAUUUAUUUAUCGUGACUGCAGUAAUUUUUUUAAAAAAGUGCGAAAUUCGUUCUUCUAAUUAUAGUGCCGACACGCGAUCUAUUUAAAUGCAGUGCAGCUAGCAAUUACAAUGGCGCAUCGCCAAGACUAUAGCGGGACGUUUCCAGGGAACUCCUACAAUGACUUGUGCAAUUCGUUUGACAAAGUACAACUGCGAAAUGCAUCGAAAGAUUGCCUACUCACGGAUUAUUGCGACAUUCGAAGUCGGCUGCUUUUGUUGCAAAACGAUGAAAUGGAUCUUUCGGUUCCAUCAAAACUGGGUGACAUAGUACAAUUAUUACGAAGGAACCAGUAUCUUUGAAAGCAAUUUUAUUCAAUCAAUCUUUUAUUAUUUUUCAAUAAUUCAGAUUAAUAACAACUACUUUUGAUUAUUUUUUUGAUAUUGAUGAUUCAUUCAGAUUUUCUUUCUCAAUUUAUCACUAAUUUCAUUCAGUAAUGAGAUCAGCAAUCCAAGAAAGAAGAAGGAAUCUGCGAAGAAUGCAACAGACGAAGAAAGAUUUAUUUUAAAAUUUGCACAGUACUCUUUGAACAAUUCACUUCACUCAAGUUUAUUUCAAUAGAUAAUUAAUUUGAAUUUUUUGAAUUUUUUUGAAAUGAUUUAGAGAGCCAUAAAUUACAGGUUUAUCCAGGAGGCCCCUCGACAUGUACGGAAGAACAAGGAACACUUGGAAGAUGUUUACAAAAUGCUAAUUUUUCUACACAACUAUAUUUCUAGGCACAUUAAGGUAUUGACAUUAAUUCUCACUCAAAAAGUUUAUUACAAUAUUUUGGAUUUUUGAAAAUGUUUGCAUGCAGUCUGAAAUUUGUGAAAACUACAUUUUAUAAUUAAUGCCAGUUCAAGGGUUUGUAUACAUAUAUCAUUAUCCCUGGUUGUUGAGUUUGCACCUCUAAAAAAGAGAGAACCUUAAUCUUAAUUAUACUAUCUUUGUGAUUGAUACGAAAGUAUUUUCACUCGUCUAUAAUUCCUGGAGGAAAAAGCAGUAUACCUGUAUAUAUGGUUUAUUUAUUUCAUCGCAAUUAGUCUCCUCUGACAAUAAUUUUUCAUCUUCAGUAUCGCUUGUUUUCUGUACUUUAUGUUUUGUCUUAUAUUUUGUGAUCAAUAAAUAGUGCCAUCUUUCGUGCUUAGUUGUUGUGUUCUUAUUUUUGUGUGUAUCUAACCAAUGCUAUCUAUUUUUAUAUUUUGCUUCUAUUGCUUGC